Yamadazyma jaroonii is the source of this 951-nucleotide messenger RNA. Lineage: Eukaryota; Fungi; Ascomycota; Pichiomycetes; Serinales; Debaryomycetaceae. The record is from the annotation of a GenBank genome assembly.
AUGUUGACAGAAGCAAUGGACUGUGAUAUGGAAGAAAUGAAGUUACCUCCGCCACCAGUUUUGAAAACAACUAUUAUUCAAUUGAAUAAAGAUUUAGAUCAAGAUAAUGGAAAUUUUGAAAUCUUGACUAACGAUUAUAAUGAACCUAAUGAAGAAAAGAUUGAUAAAGAAGUUAAAGAACCGGUGAAGAAAAGGAGAAGAUCUAAUAGUAAUAUCAAUAAGGAAGAAUUAGCUAAGAGGAAGUUUGAGACUAAACAGUUACAUUCGAUUAUUGAAAAGAGGCGUAGAAUCAAAAUUAAUAGAGAAUUCGAAGCUUUAAAGUAUUUGAUACCUGCUUGUAGAGCUGAAGGUACUACAUCAACGAUAAAUUCUCCUAAUUUGACAGCCAAAAAGACUAAUAAUUCUAAAAUCGAUGGGAUGUACAAAUUAACUAUCUUGAAAUCUUCGGUGGAAUAUAUCUUAUACUUACAUCAUAUAAUAAGUAAGCAAACGGAAAUGAUUAAACAAGCUAAUCCUCAAUUUGAUUUCGAUCCGGAGUUUACUAAUAUCCCUUUAAAUGUUAAUGAAUAUAGAAAUAUCGAUAAGGAAUUUGAUUUCAAACAAUUGGUUAAUGAUUUUGAUGAUAAAGGUUUACGUCUUAAUAAUAGUAGCACAAGUCUUUCAGGAAGUCUACCUGAUUUUAAUUUUAUGAAUCUUGAUGAAAAGGAGAAGGCGAGUUUAAGUGAUGAAGAAUUUCAAUUACCUUCACCUAUAAUAACUCCGGAUAUGCAACCCAAUAAGUAUCAGUAUAAUUCUAAAUUCCAAUUACCCGAUCCGGUAAUGAAUUUACCUAAGAAGAAAUUAUUCAAGAACUUACCUAAAGAGUUGAUAAUUAAUGAGAAUGAGGAAGAGAGUGCAACGAAGACGUUGUUAAGUUUGAGGAAGAGUCUGAUUGAUAAUUUAUUGAAUUAA